UUUGGUGGAGAGGAACAGCAGGUGUCAGAGUGAAACAGAGUCAGAUAUAUAUUUCUUUGAUUUUUUUGUUAAGUUUGUACACUUAGUAUUUGUGCACUCUGUCCAUCUGAGCUGACCUGGAAAACCAAAACAUUCAGACUCAACAGAAAAACCUGCAGCAUUUUGAUUUGAAGUCAUUCAGGAUUUCCCAUCAACAGCCAGGUGAACAUGACGAACCAGUCGGCUCUCAUCCUGAAGGUGGCCUUGCUGCUGCUGGUGCUGCUGCAGGGCACAGAUGCAAAGAUGGAAAUCAUGACUAGUAAGCAAGAUUUCCUCGUCGGAGAAGAAAUCCUUCUGGUGUGUAAAAUCCUGACUGGAGAAGGAGAAAUGACAUGGUUUAAGGAUGGCACGGAAAUCGAUGAUAGUGACAUGGUGACACAUGUGGAUGAAACUGUCUCUAAAUUGGUCAUUAAGACGGCUACAAUGAAAGAUGCAGGCAGAUAUACCUGUAUGUGUGAGUUAAACAGCGGAGCCACAGAUGAAGCUCUGACACAGAUUUAUGUUUAUGAGGCUCUUUCAUUUGGAAGUAGCCCCAGCUACCAUGAGUUUCUGGAGGGCACAAAUGGUUUGGUACCAUGCAUGGUGACUGGCAAGCCAGUGGUGGAUGUUCACUGGCUCAGAAACAAAGAAGAAAUCUCCACUAAUGCAGGAAAGCGUGUGCGUCAGCUGCCUGAUAAUACACUCCUCAUUGAGAAUGUGAAGAGAGAGGAUGCUGGGACAUACUUUUGCCAGGCCCAGAUCAGAGGAAGGCCCAUCAAUGAGCAACUCCCCAUCUCUGUUGUCAUCAAUGUUCUUCCAUCUGUGCAUCUGAGAGAAGAAGUGAAAAGAGUGAUGGCCGGACCAGAAGCCAAUGUUUCGUUGCUGUGUUUAGUAGACGGUGUACCAAAACCCAACAUCACCUGGACCCUGCCGGUAGCAUAUGAUCCUUCACAUCAUCACUUUAACUCAGACCGCAGCCAGCUGACCAUACGGUCUGUUGCCCGGGUCGACUACGGAGAGUACAUCUGCACCGCCACCAACAAGAUAGCUGAGAGCAGUGCUACUAUUUUGCUUCAUGUUUUUGAGGCCCCAGAGGUGUUUGUGUCAGCAGAGCAGCAGAGUGUAUCAAUGGGUGAGCGUGUAUCUGUGUCCUGUAACGUCUCAGGCCAUCCUCAGCCUGAGCUGCACUGGCUCAACAAGAACAAUGGACGCACACUGGACUCCACCACCGGUCGAGUCCGCGUCGUUGAUGGUGUGCUGGUGAUUGAUGAGGUAGUGCCCUCUGAUGGUGGACUGUAUUCCUGCAUGGCUGUCAGCAUCUCUGGAAAUGCAUCCAGAGACAUUGCAAUACACACCCAGCCUGGUCCACCUCACUACCUGUCAGUCUCACCUGGACCAACUUCAGUCAUCUUCUCCCUCAAAACUGAACCCAUCGAUGGAGGGACACCAAUCACAAGUUUUGUCCUGCAGUGGAGGCAAAGUGCAGCAGAACAGUGGAAGGAGAUCGCAGUCCCAACUUCAGGUCCUCUAACUCUCACCAACCUCAAGCCGUACACAUUGUACACAGUGCGUCUGGCUGCCUUGAAUGCCAUGGGAGUGGGACAGUUCUCAGAAACAAACACCGUCCGCACCCAGGGAAUACGUGAACCAGACAGUCCAGUGUUGUCGUCCAGUGAGAUGAAAGUAGAGGGCAACUCCGUCUUCAUCCCUCUUAAACAGCUUGAUGAUGGUGGAACUCCUCUGCUGCGCUUUGAAAUGCGAUACAGACAGGAUAAAGAGGGGAUUGAGUGGAAAAAUGAAGAGCUGCCAUCCGAGGCUGACUCUGUCUCCCUUCAGGACCUGUCCUACGGCUCAGACUAUUAUCUGGAACUCAAAGCCAUCAAUGCUAAUGGUUCCUCUAUCCCUGCCAGGUUCAACUUCACCAUCGCAGCACAGCCUGUGAGCAACCGCAUGACCAAAGGCAGCGUGAUUUGCAUCGUCAUGGUGAUCUUCUUGGUGGUAUUCCUGGUGGUAGAUGUCACCUGCUGCUACAGAAAUCGCUGCGGCCUGCUCAUGUCCAUCGUGAAACUCUUUGGACAGAAAGUCCCAGGCCUCAAAAUGUUUGAAGACGGAGAGGUAGCCACCAAUGGAGAAGUGAAGCUGAAGGGUAUAACAACUCCAAGAGCCAGUGUGCAUGAUGCAGGGGUUCAGACACUCACUAGGGACGGGCAGAUUGUAGAGGUCACCUACGACAAAGCCCCCCUCACCAAACACGAGAAAAAACUGUCAGGCAGAGACCUGCACUUUGACGAUGCAUGAGACCAGACACCAGAGAAACAGUUAACGACAAAUAAGACAAGUCAACGGACAAGUGAUAAUGUAAAGACAAGAAGAUAUCAAACAAUCACUGAGUCUUAAUAACUGAGUCAGAACAGUCAGCGAUCCUUACCUUCAAUACAACUUCCAUGGGAAAGGUCAAUCAUUACUGACAGGCUGCAGGAAAAACACUGAUGUUGCUGAGGUUUAUUUAAACUGAUCUGUUUCAGACGUCUGUGCUGUUGGAGUGAGAGGACAGUGGGCUGAAAAUCAGCUUGCAUAAAGACUGACACAGACGUCAUUUUUUUGUAAUUUUUUUGUUGUUGUUCUGUGUGCUCUGAUGUAGAUUAGGUCAAAAGACAAAUUUUACAUUACAAUUUUACAAAAAUUCAUUUUACAGGGUAAUUUUGAUGUCUUGUGUUUUACAGGGUAGUAUUACUGGUGUUAUAAAUUUAGCUUCAAAUAUUUUCUAAAAGUCACAACAAAUGUUUACCUUCAGCCUUUUGAAUGUUGUGCACAGACACAAGAUCUUAUUUUAUAUUUACUCUUUGGUAAAUGUACCAUGGAUAUCCUGUGUAAUGCGCUUAAGAAUUCUGUUUUUUACCUAUAUGUAUAUAUUUUUUAUUGUUAUUAAUGUUUUUAUUAACAUGCAACGUGGCUGCUCUCCUGAUGGUUGUAUAAGACUAAACAUCUUAUACUUUCAGAUGAAAUAACACUGUAUCCUGAUACUGACCUGUAUUUUGAACCAUUUAAAGGACAUUUCAGCUUAAACUAAACUUGCCUAACCUUUAUUUAAUUAUCAUGCACUAAUAUUUAUUGUUUUUAAACCAUACAUGAGAGAUAUUUAUCAUGAGAGGCUUUGAACUUGAGGCCAUAUUUGAUUUUGUAAUCAGCUCUAUAAGAACUUUUUUUUAAAUUCUCAGCACCUAAUUCACGGGAGCAUGUAAUUAACCCUAUGGGCCCGAACGACGCAUAGUGCGUCCAAAUUCACACCUGUUCUUCUCUAUUGAUUUUCUCCGCGACUGUGCGUCAUAGCGAUAAUCCACGCAUAUCACGUGAAACAGCAGAAUCAUAGCUUUCUGACAAGACCAAGCAGAUCUUGUUAUCAGUCACUUCAUAUAGUGAGGAAUAUCGUAUCUUAUCACGUCUUAGGCUUGCGUGUGUUUCUCCCUGUCUGUCCACAUUUGUAGUCCGGCUUUCAAGAUGCAAAUAUCUCCAUAUUGUCCAGUUGACACUCCAUCAAACUUUGUAUGACAAGACCAGCGUACUUCACCUUUGCGCACACAGACAACUGUAGCCUAAUUAUGCAUGCUGACAGGGCCGUAGUCACCAU
Epinephelus moara (kelp grouper) is the source of this 3646-nucleotide messenger RNA. It is a transcript of the gene ncam3, whose product is annotated as neural cell adhesion molecule 3. Gene Ontology annotation, cellular component: axon; plasma membrane. Gene Ontology annotation, biological process: homophilic cell-cell adhesion; axon guidance; dendrite self-avoidance. Gene Ontology annotation, molecular function: cell-cell adhesion mediator activity. The transcript has 16 exons. The record is from RefSeq and is a predicted model, not a curated record. The coding region runs from base 208 to 2316 and encodes 702 amino acids. NCBI's taxonomy places the organism in Eukaryota, Metazoa, Chordata, Actinopteri, Perciformes, Serranidae.